Molecule: messenger RNA, 1813 nt
Organism: Lucilia cuprina (Australian sheep blowfly)
Lineage: Eukaryota; Metazoa; Arthropoda; Insecta; Diptera; Calliphoridae
Exons: 1
Coding region: 174-1700 (508 amino acids)
Source: RefSeq, a predicted model, not a curated record
AAAAAAAGAACCCAAAGGUUACAAAGAAAAUUUAUAAUACGAAACUUGUUAGUCCAAACUAAAGCAUCAAUAUAAAAGACAAAUCACUAGUAAAUGAAAUGUCAGAUGUACCACUUAAACGGUAAACGAUUAAAAUUUUUAAAAUUUCUUUAAACGAAAAAAGGCUAAAAGUUAUGACGGUCGUUUCAAAUGGCCAAUUUUGGAUGUACACUGUGGCGCUCCUUAUAGUUUGGAUAAUUGUUUUAACAACAGCUUUCAAUAGUGAAUCAAAUAUAAACAACAAAUUAACUUCACCCAACGACAAUAACGAGGAUGAAUUGAAAAAUACGGGAAAUUGUAAAGCUUUAUGCAAACAUUGUGGCUGUUUGGGUUUCUAUUGCGGCGAAGAGUGUAUUUGUGAGUGUAACAAUGAUCAUAAGGAUACAGAGUGCAUUAGUGUGAUACAAACAAAUGCUAAAAGCUUAAAUAUACCCUUUGAAAUUCUGAUACAAGGACCAACGGCCAAUACGUUUGUGCGUAAUGCUUUUCAAUUUGAGCAGAAUAAUGAAAGGAAAUCCUUUGGUUAUCGAAACAAGAGAUCAACUGUUACUGUCUAUAAGCCAAAUAAAGCUCAACAAGAUAGUCACUGCCUUCCAAAUGUGCACAAAAUAAAAUCAAACAGUGAGGCCAAAACUUUAGUAAAAGAUAUUUUUAUUGAGGCCAAAAAAGUAAAGGAACGUCGUAAACGUUCCUCUAAUCAAUUUAAUUGGUUUAAUGAUUUAAGUAAUAAUUUACUAAGACCAGCUCCAUUGGGUGGUUACAAACGUAAAACGGAAGAACCAAAAGAUCAAAAUAUACCCAAAACUUCAACGGUUUCUCCUAUAUUUGAUAAUUCUUGGUUUUUACAUAAUACUCCAAAUAUUAUAACACCAGCUCCGCUAAACAAACGCAAAAAUACUGAGACAGCAAGAAGUGAUAUAUCCCAGGAACAAGAUGAAGAAGAUUUAAGUUUGGAAAUCAUAAAAAAACAAACAUUUCAUGUGGAUGAUGAUCAACUUCAUGAUGAUUUUUCUGAUAAUCCAGAAAUCGAGACAGUAUAUAGUGAUGAAUUAAAAAGCAUAAAAGAGAAAGAAAAAAUAGAAACAGUCGAAUCAGAUAAUGCUCUAACACCUAAUUUAUAUAAACAAUUAUAUAAAGCUGACAAGAUAUCAUUUUUACCAGAAACAGAGAAGCAAGAAGAAUCUAUGAAGACACUAACAAGUGGUAGAUUCUUAAAAGAUAAUCUAAGUAAAACAGAGGAUAAACAUUUAUUUCUAUCAGAAGAAAAGGAACUAAAAGAAGAGUCACAGGAAUCAUUAACAAAAGAUUUAUAUUCUAGAUUGUUUAAAGAUGAUUUAAUUAAACUUAAGGAAAAAAUUAAAUUAUCAUUCGAAGAAGGAGACCCUAAAGAAGAAUCACAGGAACAAUUAAUUGGUUCUCUGUAUGCUCGUUUAUUUAAAGAUGAUUUAAAUAAAUUUGAGGAUAAAAAAUUGCUAUCUGAAGAAAGUAAAAAGCUAGAAUCUCAAGAAGCAUUAACUGGUUCUUUGUAUUCUCGUUUAUUUAAAGAAGAUACAAAGAUUUCGUUACCCAAAAAAAUGAAGAAAGGUUUACAUGAUUUACGUAUACCCUGGUUAAAGCCUGGAAACUUUUUCGAAAAAGUUAAAAAAGUGAUUGGAACAUAAUUUCGCCGAACACAGUCUAUUAAUUAUUGUACAUAUGUAUAUUUGUAUAAAUUAUUAUAAUUUAUUUGAUAAUUAAAUAAAACGUAUUAUAUAUUUAUUAAAUAAAAUUUAAA